Fusarium subglutinans is the source of this 717-nucleotide messenger RNA. RefSeq names its product DUF341 domain protein. Bases 1 to 717 code for a protein of 238 amino acids. NCBI's taxonomy places the organism in Eukaryota, Fungi, Ascomycota, Sordariomycetes, Hypocreales, Nectriaceae. The transcript is spliced from 3 exons. Gene Ontology annotation, cellular component: nucleus; cytoplasm. The record is from RefSeq and is a predicted model, not a curated record.
AUGCGGAUACUUUGCCUCCACGGGAUGGGCACCAACAGCAAGGUAGGUGCUGGAGAUGCAGACGUGUACAUAACAUUCCUUCACACAGUUCAUCUGAUUAUACGGACUGACCUCAUUGCAGCUGCGCUCCGACAUCAACUCAGCCAUUCACAAUCGCACAAAUACGAAUAUGUUGAUGGUGGGGAGCCAAUGCCGCCUGCUCCUGGCAUAGAAGCUUUCAUUGGUCACGAUGAGAGCCUUGCCUAUUACCAUCCACACUCGGCAAAGAGUAUCCUGACAGCCAUUGGCGACUUAUGGGAGUACAUUGCCGAGGAAGGUCCCUUUGAUGGGGUCUUGGGUUUCUCCCAGGGUGCAUCACUGGCUGCUAUGAUUAUUGCUCGUGCCCGCCACUCCAACCCACCACCUUUUCAGUUCGCCAUCUUCUUCUGUGCAGGACUCCCUUACUGUGAGAAGUCUUUAUCCGCGGGCGAGGUCAAAUUCCUGAGGGCUGAGGACACGCAAGGUCCAGUUAUACAUGUGCCAACAGCUCAUAUCUUUGGCAAAAAAGACCCUGAUGUUAGCUAUAGUAAAGCAAUGACUGAACUGUGCCAUCCCUGGGGAAGAGUUCUUCUGGAUCAUGGAGCUGGCCAUGAGAUCCCGAGAGUACCUGUUGAGACAGUGGACGACAUGGCAAGGGCGGUAGAGAAGGUUGUCGCCAAGGCAGUUAUCGGUCAGUAG